Molecule: messenger RNA, 3162 nt
Organism: Paraglomus occultum
Lineage: Eukaryota; Fungi; Glomeromycota; Glomeromycetes; Paraglomerales; Paraglomeraceae
Source: the annotation of a GenBank genome assembly
AUGAGUCACAUACCUAGCCGUUCGGUUGAUAAAGAAAAAGCUGAACACGAGUUAUCUAAUUAUAUAAGGAAAGCUACCAAUCAAAUAGAAACAGCACCAAAGCAGAAGCAUGUCAGAAGUUGUAUUGUUUACACAUGGGAUUACCAUUCAUCCCAGUCAGUAUGGACUGCUUUCAGAGUUCAGCCGAUCCUCAAUGACGAAGUGCAAACAUUCAAAGCAUUAAUUACCGUUCACAAGAUUAUUCGUGGGGGACAUCCGAUUACGUUGAAAGAAGUACAGAACGAAGUUCAAUGGAUCAAAAACCUGGGUAAAGUCAGUGGAGAUGGGUUUAAAGGGUACGGAUCACUUAUCAGAGCAUACGUAGACUUUAUAUUGCAAAAAAUAGACUAUCAUAAAAGGCAUCCCGAAUUCAAUGGGAACUUUGAUUAUGAAGAAUAUGUAACGCUGAAAAACAUCGAUGAUCCCAAUGAAGGAUACGAAACAAUCAGCGAUUUGAUGACUCUUCAAGACCAAAUUGACCAGUUCCAAAAACUGAUCAUUGCGAAUUUCCGUCCAUCUUCAAACAAUGAAUGCCGCAUUGCCGCCCUAGUCCCAUUGGUCGAAGAAAGUCAUGGUAUCUACCAAUUUCUCACCAGCAUGCUUCGUGCCAUGCACCGAAGAACAGAUGCUAUAGAUGCACUCGCACCGUUGAGAUCACGUUAUAAUGCUCAGCAUUAUUUACUGAGGAAAUUUUAUGCCGAAUGCUCAAACUUGCAAUACCUAACAAGUUUAAUCAACGUGCCCAAACUACCGCAGGAUCCACCAAGCUUAAUCGAUAGCAGUGUUCCAGCUCUUCCGGCACGUCCUCAAACCAGAUCUCCGGCGCCCUCGACGAACGCCUCCGAACCGGAAAAUAUAACCGAAUUCUGGAAUACUAACGAUCAAGCUGAAACUGAACGCCAACGACAGCUGGAAGAACAACAGAGACAGCUUCAAACGCAACGAGAGUUGGAAUUACAGAGGCAACGAAUGAUGGAACUGCAGUUGCAAAAAGAUUUUGAGGAGCAGCAAAAGAUGCAAGCGGAAAGAGAGAGGUUGGCUAGGGAGCAAUUAUUGCGAGAGCAAAUGCGAAGGCAGGCUGAAGGACGUGUUGCGGAACUGGAGAGAGAGAUUUUAGGAUUGAGGGGACAUGUUGAGAGAGAUCAGAUGAUGUUGGAGCAAUAUGACAGGAGAGUAAAAGCACUAGAGAAUGAAAUGCAGCAACUUAACCUCAACAUGCAGCAACAACUUCAAUCCAAAGACGAUAUGAUCAAGAACUUGCAAGAUCAAAUCAUUAUGUGGAAGAACAAAUACGAAGCACUCGCCAAGCUAUAUUCUCAACUUCGCCAAGAACACAUUGAACUUCUCAAUAAAUUCAAGGCGGCUCAAUUGAAAGCAAACUCUGCACAGGAAGCAAUUGACAAAAUGGAGAGAAUGGAGCGAGACGUUAAAGCAAAGAAUUUAGAGUUGGCAGAUAUGAUUCGCGAAAGAGAUCGAGCGAGACAUGAGUUGGAUCGUCUCAGGGGUAGCCAACGAGAAGAAGUAGAAAGAGUUAAGCGCGAAUUAGCUGCAGCGAAUGCGCGUGCCGAAGAAUUAUCCAGAUCCAAGAGCAGUGAGAUUGGAUCUCUUUUAGCCAAAUUUAACCGAGAAAAACAAGAGCUUGAAGAUGCUGCAAGGGGUAAGCAGUCGUAUAUUGAUGAUUUGCUUAGAAGGCUAGAAGAGAAGCAACGCGAACUUGAACGCAUAACACAGGAAAAAGAUGAAGAGAUAGCGAUAGCACAAGCAGGGUUUGAUCAAACCGUUCAAGCGUUGGCUAAGCUACAACAGUCGCAAUCUGAUUCAGAAAGUGGAAUGCAAACUGCAAUUGACAAUUUGAUACUCGACCACUUGCGUAACCUGAACGAUAUUCUUGAUAGCAUUUUCCAAACAUGUAUCCAAAAGAUCGACGACAGCAUCUAUGAAUUGGAAUCGCCCAUGCAGGUUGGAAAUCAAAACAGCACACCUGAAUACACUCUGUCAAUGAUUGAAAAGGCUACAACACAAGUGUCAGAGCUAUCGUAUGCACUUCAGAGAUUCCUAAAGAGUGAUAGGACACGUGAACAUACCGAAGUCAUAAAGACGGCGACUAGUUUUGCGCAGGCCAUAUCGGAUGUAUUGGCCAACUCGAAGGGUAUAACUCGAUUGGCUGAUGAAGACGAUGUCGUUGACAAUAUUGUGCGAACAGCCAAGAUAGCGGCGACAACGUCACAGAAAUUCUUGCUCAGCGUUCAGUCAUACAAGUUGGAUGGUGUAUCAUCCACAGCGCGUGCACAGAUUGUAAAUCAAGGUGAAUUGGAUGUGCAGACAGCGCUCCAGAAAGUAUCCAAAGUAACAGAGGGCUUACUAAAGACUACGAUUGAUGUAAGCAAUAAGGCAGACGGAGAAGUUGGUGAUCUGGUCGAACACGAAAUGCUUAACGCGGCCAAAGUCAUCGAACAAGCAACGGCCAGAAUCCAAGCGCUCAUGUCUAGACCACGUGAUGCAACACUCUCGACCACUGAGCUUCUUGUGCAUGAUGCGAUUUUGGAAUCAGCUCUUGCCGUCACGAACGCGAUUGCGCAUCUUAUUAAAUGCGCUACAGAUUCGCAGCAAGAGAUAGUAGCAAAAGGCAGAGGAUCAAGCACGCACGCUGCUUUUUACAAAAAACACAAUCGAUGGACAGAAGGUCUUAUCUCGGCGGCAAAGGCUAUUGCCAUGGCCACGAACCUUCUUAUUGAAACGGCAGACGGCGUGAUUUCUGGCAAGGCGUCAUUGGAACAAUUGAUCGUUGCAUCCAAUGAAGUCGCAGCGGCCACUGCUCAGUUGGUAGCUGCAUCACGUGUCAAAGCUGACUUUAUGAGCAAGACUCAAGAUAGGCUAGAGGCAGCGUCUAAAGCAGUGAUCGAUGCCUGUAAGGCGUUAGUGAAGGCGGUAAAGGAGAUAGCGGCUAAACAACUAGAAGAAAAAGAACACCACGUUGAUUAUGCUUCAUUAACUCCACACGACUUUAAACGCCAAGAGAUGGAACAGCAAGUGGAGAUAUUGAAGCUUGAGAAGGAAUUGACUAAUGCAAGGAGAAAAUUGGGUGAAAUGAGAAAGGUUGGAUAUCAUGCAGAAGAGGAUUAG